AUGAAUUCCCAUCGUGGAUCACGCAAACACACACGUGAGACGUCUACUAAGCGUACAAUCAAUAAUGCUUCACCACAAGCUCCUGAUGGCACUAAAGUGGCUAUGGAAAGGGCAGUGCCAAUGCCUCAUCAAGUGUACAAUAUGGAUGCAGAUGAAGCCGAGCGUUUACAGAGGCGUGCCUCAAAUAUGAAAACGGUCAAACUUUUGACAACUCAGACUGAGCAUACGUUCGAAGGAAAUACAUACAAAGAAGACAAUACCCAUACGCCGCACUAUUGUUACAUGAAAUUAAUUGGUUCUGUUCAGCACACUACUGACUGCCCUGAUGCUGAAAAGAUUGAUUCAGAAAAGUGUGAGUUACUUUUGGCAGAUAACCUUACUCUAUAUGUUGAAGCAUUUGAACUGGUGAACAAUCGCAAGAAAUAUUUAGUAUUUGAAGACAAUUUCCAAAGUUCCAUAACUCAAUUAGUCCACGAUAGAGGAUUCGAGCGUCUCCGUGAAAUUUGUGCCCGUUUCGAGACCGCGACCGGUAUGGAACAACACAACGCCAAAAGUAAUGACACCUAUGAAUAUUUCAAGAGGAAAGGGAUGAAUCGAGAAAAUGCCCUAGCAUGUGCGUUCGUUCUCUCGUUUUAUACCGGGUCGCACGUUUAUCAAACGGUCAAUCGUAGUGCAUCUCUCAUUGCUCGGCAUGGCAAUGGGGAAGCAACAACACUUGUUAAUACGGAUAAGUUUAAAGAAGCAGGUAUUAUCAUGUAUUAUCUUAUCAAAGCCUUGGCACAUAUCGAGUUCUAUUGGGGCAUUGCUUCGCGUGCAGUUACGCUUGAUGCUACAGAGUUAGACGAUUACAAGCCUGGCAAUCUAGUGAGUUGGAUUCAGUUUAGCAGUUCAAAAAAAGGCGAGCAACCGCCGGAAAAUUUCUCUAGUCGCAACACCAUCUUUAUUAUCUACUCUCUCACAGGUCGUUGUAUCGAGUAUUUUUCUAAUUUUCCACAAGAAGAAGAAGUACUCUUUCCACCUCACUCCACUUUUCUCGUAACUCGCAUCGUCAAAGUAUCAUCUAGGCAGACUAAAAUAUAUAUGCGCCAAAUUGAACUGGGCCUGUGCAAACAUUCAGUGAUGUGGGUGGAUGAUUAUAUUUUUUAUGACUGGUGGGAAAAUAAGGAUUACAUGGAGAAAGCUGGCACGAUAGGCAUGGAUAAAAAUGUUCACUUCAUCCCGAAGGCUAGUACUGAAUCCGCACUGGUUUUUCUUCGUUGUAAGUUUGGGGAGCGGUUGAAAAAUGAGCCUACAUUUCGCAUUGUUACGGACAUGACACGUGAUAAGGAGAUUCAGCCAGACAAUGCUGGCGCUCGCCUAUUAGCUGCCGUACGUGACUUGGGUUUCAACAAUUAUUGUCUGGUGUUCACUAUGAAUGAACAAAAGGCUUGGGAAAAAAUUAAUUCCCUUAUUCCUGCUUCCAAACGUCACAAAAUUACUGUAACGAAGGAUGUAAAAAUCUUGGAAAAAUUCAUCAAUUUUGAUUUUUAA
Rotaria socialis is the source of this 1530-nucleotide messenger RNA. The record is from the annotation of a GenBank genome assembly. NCBI's taxonomy places the organism in Eukaryota, Metazoa, Rotifera, Eurotatoria, Philodinida, Philodinidae.